AUGCCCCACGAUCGGAUUUGUCUUCCCGAAAGAGUCAAUUUCCGAAAGGUUUGGCCGUGCGAACAAGACAAAACCGCCAGGGAAAUUUGUGAGUUUUUGAGGCUUUCUAUCGAUUUUAGCACGUGCAAGCGGUCAUUUUACUACAAAAAAUUGCAGUAGAAGAGCAAGAGGAUCGUCAGGCGUUUCUGCGCGGAGCUCCUUCCGCUUUCGCUCGCACCGGCUUCUACGAUCGUCUUUUCCGUCAGCAGAACCUGCCAACAGUUUAUGAUGAUAACAUACCGUAUUACCCGAAUUACGGGUAUAAUCCUAAUACUCCCGUGCUGGGACUGUAUCGCUACUCCAAUUAUUUCAUUAAUCCCUAG
Molecule: messenger RNA, 362 nt
Organism: Caenorhabditis sp. 36 PRJEB53466
Lineage: Eukaryota; Metazoa; Nematoda; Chromadorea; Rhabditida; Rhabditidae
Source: the annotation of a GenBank genome assembly